This is a messenger RNA of Anopheles marshallii, 3156 nucleotides long. RefSeq names its product nucleolar MIF4G domain-containing protein 1 homolog. The coding region runs from base 1 to 3156 and encodes 1051 amino acids. Gene Ontology annotation, molecular function: RNA binding; protein binding. Gene Ontology annotation, biological process: ribosomal small subunit biogenesis. NCBI's taxonomy places the organism in Eukaryota, Metazoa, Arthropoda, Insecta, Diptera, Culicidae. The transcript is spliced from 3 exons. The record is from RefSeq and is a predicted model, not a curated record. Gene Ontology annotation, cellular component: nucleolus.
AUGAAAGUGCGUCGUCCUCCUAAAAAUGUUCGCCAAGGCAAAGCGGGGCGCAAUGGGCGUAACAGCAAAGUGAUUCCCCAGAUUAAAACGCGCAAAGAUUUGCGCAAGGAAAAACGGCAGCAGAAAAAACUCAAUCGGUUCAACUAUCACAACCGAAGUCGCAAAGAACAAAAUGCUGCUGAUAAUCGUACCGAAACGGGCAAAAAGCGCGAUAAAUAUGGAGAGGGUAAUUCCGAAGACGAGUCGGAGGAUUUUGAGGAUGAAGAGAUUCCGUCCGACUUUAGCGAUGAGGAAAAGGAAACAAAACCUUCGGCACAAAAGCCACCAGCGAAAACGAAGAAUGCUUUCACCAGCCAGCUGGAUGUGGAACGGGAGAAAGAAAUGAAGGAGUUGCGCCGGUAUGAGGAUGGCCUGAAAUCGAACCGCAUCAAACAGCUCGAAGCGGCGAACGAGGAAGAUGAUCGGAUAAUACAGAAGUAUGAAAAGCUGUUAAAGAUAAACCGGCGCAAAAAUAAGGAAGGCGUACCGAAGAGCUUCAACGAUGGGCUGGAUUAUGCGCUGGAACUGUGCACCGACGAUAGCAUACGAAAAAUGUACGAUGCGGCUAAGGAAGCGGCCGAACUGGAAGAAAACUCUGAGGAUGAAUUCGUUGAGGAUCUCAAGCAAGCGGUUGGAGUCGAUAGGACUGAAGAACCGAAGAGUGACGAAAAGUCAUCCCGUACCACCAAGAAAAGGAAGAAAUUGUCCGCAAAGGAAAAGAACCGGGUUGUAAAGUUGAAGAAAAUUGAGGAGAAAUACUUUGGCUUGGACGAGAUGGAUGAUUUGGGUGAGUUCGAUUCGGAGAUAGAAGUAGAGCUGGACGAUAAUGCCGAUGACGAUUACUCGGAGAAUGAUGAACUGUAUGAAUCGGAUGAGGAAAACAUUGGCCAAGAAAAGAAUGCAAAGCGAGUACAGUUUGCUUCUGAUGAAAGGGUAGAAAAGAAUGGUAAAAAGAGAAGCAACUCCGAAAGUGAUUCUGAUGAUGAAUAUGAUGAUUUUGAUAAUGAAGAUGAUGAGUAUGAUGAUGAAGAAAGUGCAGAAGGAUCUUUUGAAGACGAGGAACCAAGUAGCAGCAGUAUGCCAGUUGGGAAAAAGGAAAAGAGCAAAAGCAGGAAACAGAGUAAAAACGAGGAAGAGAAUGACGAAAGUCCGGGACGAUUUGUUUUGUUGAAAGCCAACAAGGAUAAACAAUCAAAAAAUGGACAAGGAUCUAGGGAAAAAGUCAUCAAAAAAGCUUCGAAACACAACCCCACCUCUGACUCAGAAGAGGAACAAGAUUUCGAUGAAGACGAAGAUGAGUUUGAUGAAGACGAAGACGAGUUUGAUGAAGAACACGAUGGAUUGGAUGAUCUGUUCGAGGAUGGAUCAGAUUCAGAUGAGAUUCCCGAUGGCGAAAAGAAACCCCCAUCCAAUGAUGAUGGAACCUGGGAGGAUAUUUAUGGACGCAAACGAGAUAAAGCGGGCAACGUAAUCAAGGAGGAAAGCACCAGUGUAAGCGGUGGAAAAUACGUACCACCACACAUUCGAGCUAAACUGGAAGCGGAACAGAUAGCGAAAGGAAAGGCGGCUGAUCCGAAGCAGCAAGAAAGGCUGCAACGUCUCAAACGCCAGCUGAAAGGUCAAAUUAAUCGUUUGGCCGAAUCGAACGUACACCGCAUUUCGAUCACGCUCGAUAGUCUGUAUAUGCAAAACUCCCGCUACGACAUGAACAGUACGCUGACGACGCUCAUACUGGAAGCAACCGUCGUACCGACGCUAACACCCGAACGGAUGGUGCUCGAGCAUAUGCUGCUGGUGGCCAUACUGCACGCGAACGUGGGCAGCGAGGUGGGUUCACAUUUUCUCGAGACGAUCGUGGAGCGGUUCCUGGAGUUGCUAAAGCAGAUCGACACGAUCGCCAACGAAGCCAAGCAACUGGACAACUGUGUGCAGAUCAUGUGCCACCUGUACACGUUCGAUAUCGUGAAAUGUAAGAUGGUGCAUGAGAUGAUGCAGAAGCUGAUUGACUGUUUUAACGAAAAAGCGGUCGAAUGUAUUUUGCUGGUGCUGCGAUCGGUCGGCUUCAUGCUGCGCAAGGAUGAUCCGUUAGCGUUGAAGGAUCUUAUCAUUGCGAUACAGAAGAAGGCCGCUAAUGCACCGGAUGAACUAAAGAACGACACUCGAGUAAAGUUUAUGCUGGAAACUUUACUGGCCGUCAAAAAUAAUAACAUGAACAAAAUACCCCAGUAUGAUCCGACGCUAGUGGAACAUUUUCGCAAGCUGCUCAAAGGCAUGAUCACGAGCGGGAAGUACGUUUCGACGCUAAACAUCGGAAUAGAGGACAUCAUCAACAUACCCGAGCGUGGGAAAUGGUGGCUGGUAGGUUCUGCCUGGCUUGGCAAUAAGGAAAAUCCUUCCGCUGCUGGUACAGGCGGAAAUGCGCCUGGAGCGGAGGGACAGUACAGUGCACAGCUGCUGGAACUUGCACGUCAGCAACGAAUGAAUACGGACGAUCGGCGAAACGUGUUCUGCAUUGUGAUGAGCGCCGAAGAUUAUCUCGAUGCGUUCGAGAAGCUUAUCCGUCUGGCGAUCAAAGAUCUGCGCAUAGUCGUGUCCGUCAUCAUCCACUGCAGCCUAGCCGAGAAGGAGUACAACCCGUACUACGGUGUGCUGUCGCAAAAGUUUUGUGACUUCGACCGGCGCUAUCAGCUAGCCAUCCAGUACGCACUAUGGGAUCGGUUGAAGGAAAUUCAUGCAUUGCAGCAGCAGCAAGUUCGUAACCUGGCCCGAUUCAUAACGCACCUGAUUGCGGAGGGUGGCUUAGCACUAUCCUGCCUGAAGGUGAUAGAGUUUGCCGAGAUCGAUAAGGUCAAUUUGCGGCUUAUGCGUCAGAUCAUGCUUGGGCUGUUGCUGCAGGAGAACGAGAACAAGUGUUUGCAGGUGUUUAGUCGCAUUUCGGCAAGCAACAAGCUGAAAUCGUUUAAGGACGGUAUAAGGUUGUUUAUGCACCACUUUUUGGCGCGCGGCAGCAUGUCCUACCGUGAACUGGCAGAUGAGCAAGUACAGUUACUACAGCAACGCAUCAAGCAGGCCGAUGAGUUACUAUCGACGGAUACUAGGAUCGAGUACGACGUUUAG